CCAAUAGUACGGUAGUCUUGUUCCAACCAUUUCCAGAACCGCUGUCAACUCUAACAGAGGUCCUGUACUAUUUCUCCUUUUGUCCAAUCCCUCCGGUGGACAAUUGUCGUUUAUUACGUAUAUCUCAAUUCUCUUUUCUUCUAUUAAUGAUGUUGCGCUACGACAAUUUUUCUUCGUCCGCGACGUUACUACUCUUGCUCGCUGCGACUGUUCUUUUUACUGGCGUUGAAGUACAAUCUCGAGAACUUGAUUGUCGGCGAUUUGUAUUUGCUCCAAUCUGCAGGGGUGCCACUAUCAAAAGAUCGUUUGUUCCGAACGAGGGCGUUAACGAAGAAGAUGUCCGCGAAUUGUUGAUGAGUUACCCUAAACAACAAACGAUGGAAACAGAAAAUCAACCCUUCUUGAUACCUAUGCUGAUUGACCGGCGUUUUGUUGACGUCCGUUCACCAAUUAAUCGCCAUCAGGCGACAAAUUGAUGCUGAAGACUGACUGUACCCGAAGGGCUGAUUCAUUAAAGGCUCACGAACCUUUUUAGUGUAUUGACCUUUGAUUCGUUACCCACCCACAAAAAUGUGUAUCGAUGUUUCUCCCAAGUCUUUCGUUACCAUUUCCACACGAUUUUAGACAAUCUUGUUUAUUGUAAUUUAAUUAAACACAAAUGGGCAAAUAAAGGGAAACGUGUCAAAUCCAA
Daphnia magna is the source of this 691-nucleotide messenger RNA. RefSeq names its product abdominal ganglion neuropeptide L11. The record is from RefSeq and is a predicted model, not a curated record. The transcript is spliced from 5 exons. The coding region runs from base 147 to 476 and encodes 109 amino acids. Lineage: Eukaryota; Metazoa; Arthropoda; Branchiopoda; Diplostraca; Daphniidae.